Molecule: messenger RNA, 2363 nt
Organism: Boleophthalmus pectinirostris (great blue-spotted mudskipper)
Lineage: Eukaryota; Metazoa; Chordata; Actinopteri; Gobiiformes; Gobiidae
Gene: casp10
Product: caspase 10, apoptosis-related cysteine peptidase
Exons: 13
Coding region: 181-1800 (539 amino acids)
Biological process (GO): negative regulation of extrinsic apoptotic signaling pathway via death domain receptors; proteolysis
Molecular function (GO): protein binding; cysteine-type endopeptidase activity
Source: RefSeq, a predicted model, not a curated record
CUUGACUCUUCCCGUAUCGGCACGCAGAGAAAAUAUUCGCUAUUCACAAAUUACUUUUCCUAGUUUGCUGACUCUUUCUGACCGUCCAUAUGCCUCAGUAGCUUAUUAAAUUUAAACUAAUGGGCCUGUUGUGACUCGACUGCUGCUGAAAAAAGGACUUGAUCUUGUUCAAAACAGGAGAUGGAUUUUCAGAGGCUGCUGUUACAAAUAGGGCAGUCUUUGGGGUCAGAGGAGGUGAAAGCCCUGGCGUUCCUUUGCACAGAUGUCUCUAAGCGCAGCCUGAACUCCUUGGAGCUCUUCAGUGAUCUGUGCUCCAUUCUGUCGGACCAGGACCUGCUCUCACCUGAAAAACCUGACCUCCUCCAAGAGCUGCUGCUGACUAUACAAAGACCGCGCCUAGUCAGACACCUCCAACAAACUCACCCAGGACCAAGGACAGAGCUCAUCCCAGCAUACAGAAAGCUGCUGUACAAUCUCUCUGAAGAUAUCACUGACGAAGACCUGAGAAGUAUCAAAUUCCUUUUAAACCCAAAACUCCCAAGAAAAAAGCUGGACGAAAAUGUUACAACUUUGGAGCUUUUCUUGGAGAUGGAGCACAUGGACCUCCUCAGUGAAUUUAAUCUGGAUUUACUUCAGGAGAUAUUUCAGUCUGUGUGUCCUGUGUUGAAUGAGAAAAUCAAUCGCUUUAAGGAGCAGGCUGUGCAUGUUCAAUCUGGUUUUGAAGGAAUGAAUUCAUCGACUUCAUUGCCAUUUCCUGCAGAUCAGAAUCAGUGUCCUCUGUAUGACCAGUUGCUGUAUGAAGGGAGCAACGGCAUGAGUUUUCAAUCCACACCUCAGGUUUCAGUUGAUCGCCCAAAUGCCUCUGUGGAUUUUCCAUAUGGAUCAGCUUCUUGUCAGGACUCCAGUGUUUCACCUGAGCAAGUCAGUGGGCCAAACAUGGUGCCAAAUUGUUCCUCAGUAAAAGAAGGUGCAAACAUUUCUAACAAAACAGACUCUGAGCUUAAUAUUUCCUCUGAAGCCAGAAAUUAUGAGGAAGUGGGCACAUACCCAAUGAAUGGAGUGAAAAGAGGCAUUUGUUUGAUAAUAAACAAUUAUGAUUUCAUCAAUAAGAAGAAACGUGAAGGGACACAGUUUGACAAAGAGUGCCUGAAUCAAGUCUUCUCUUGGCUGGGCUUCGAGGUGGAGGUCCAUAAUGACUGCACCGGUGAGAAGAUGCUGUCAGUGAUGCAGAAUCUGAGCAGGAGAGACCACAGAGACAUGGACUCUGUGGUGUGCUGUAUCCUGAGCCACGGUCAGGAGGGGGGCGUGUUUGGAGUAGAUGAUCAAACUGUCCCUAUCAAUGAGAUGACUGCGCUUUUCAAUGGCUCCAGCUGCCCCUCUCUUAUUGAUAAACCAAAGAUAUUUUUCAUCCAAGCUUGCCAGGGAAAGCAAGAACAGCAAGCAGUCAAAAUUGAGUCGGAUGGUCCAGUGUCUUGUAUUGAAAACGAUGCUGUUAAAGUUGAGGACUCGAUCCCGUCUGAUGCUGAUUUCUUACUGGGAAUGGCCACAGUUCCCUCGUAUGUUUCCUACAGAGACAGGAAUAGUGGCUCAUGGUUUAUCCAGACUUUGUGUGAAAACCUCAUCCAUAUGGUACCCAGGCAACUGGACCUUGUUUCCAUCCUGACCAAGGUGAAUGCAGAUGUCAGCAAAAAGACUGGUCCAAAAGAACCAAAAAAACAGAUGCCUCAGCCAGCCUUUUCACUGCGAAAGAAAGUGAUCUUCCCUGUGCCUUCAGCCCAUCCUCCCAGACUGUGGCAAUAACGACCACUGAAAAAAAAAAAAAUUGCACAUUUGAUUGUAUUGUAAGUCUUUUUAGCAUUCAGAAAAUAAACAUAUUUUCUUAAAUACAAAUAUGUAUUAAUUAUUUUACUUCAUAUUGCAAAUGUCAAUAAAAUAUCAGAUAGGUUUUUUUUAUGUUUCUGCUCACUUUUGUAUACUGCGCAUCUUUGGCGCAACUACAAGAAAAAGAGUAUGCAGAGUUUGACAGUGGCCUAUAAUGAUUCUUUGAGAAUAUUACUGAAAGUGCUGAGGUUCUGUAUCGCCAGUGAAAUGUUUGUAAAUUGUGGUGUAAAACCCUGUGCUGUCACAAUCAGUUGUUGUAUUUAUUAAUUUAUGUGUAGAGCCAUGAAUCUGAGCAAUCGAAUCAUUAGUGUGUCCUGUGAGGAGCUCUGUCAGAUUCACCUCUCAGCUGUGGAGACACUGGCGGUCUUGCCUGUAUACAUUAUAACAUGCACUGUAUUUAACUUUUUAAUUCUUACUAUUUUCUUUUUAAUACAAUGAACCAGAUAUUGUGUGUUCUUAAUAAAGAUUGAAUUGAAUUGUUA